This is a messenger RNA of Lemur catta (Ring-tailed lemur), 2112 nucleotides long. It is a transcript of the gene NDUFAF4, whose product is annotated as NADH:ubiquinone oxidoreductase complex assembly factor 4. NCBI's taxonomy places the organism in Eukaryota, Metazoa, Chordata, Mammalia, Primates, Lemuridae. The record is from RefSeq and is a predicted model, not a curated record. Bases 59 to 583 code for a protein of 174 amino acids. Gene Ontology annotation, biological process: mitochondrial respiratory chain complex I assembly. Gene Ontology annotation, cellular component: mitochondrion. The transcript has 3 exons.
UGGAAGGCACCCGUGCCAGUGUUUUCCCACGUGCGGCGUGAACCUGCGUUAUGAUAAGAUGGGGGGUUUGGUGAUUCGCGCGAUCAGGAAUUUCAACCUAGAGAACCGAGCGCAAAAAGAAAUCAGCAAAAUGAAGCCCUAUGCUGCGCCCAGGCACCCUUCCACCAAGAGCCUCCUGCGCGAGCACAUCAGCAGCCAUCCAGAAAUUAAGGAAGAAAUUACUAGAAAAGAUGGCAAGCUGCUGUCAUUACUAAAAGAUGUGUAUGUAGAUUCCAAAGAUCCUGUGCCUUCCGUGCAGGUAAAAGCUGCUGAAACACGUCAAGAGCCAAAGGAGUUCAGAUUGCCGAAAGACCAUCACAUUAAUAUGGAUAUUAAGAACAUUCCCAAAGGCAAAAUUUCCAUUGUAGAGGCAUUAACACUUCUCAACAAUCAUAAACUUUAUCCAGAAACAUGGACUGCUGAGAAAAUAGCACAAGAAUACUAUUUAGAACAGAAAGAUGUAAAUGCCCUUCUCAAAUAUUUUGUUACUUUUGAAGUCAAAGUCUUCCCUCGAAAAGACAAGAAAGCCAUAAGUUCAAAAUGAAGAAAAUCAAGACAUUACUUUUCCUAUGUGUACUCCCCAUCCUGAUAUCCUGUAUAUUUCCUCAUUUUUAGCAUAUUAUAUAAACUACCAAGUAAUCAAUGCUCCAUUCUUGUGAAAGCAUACUAUUUAUUGAGCUCUGCUGGCUUUUCAGGAUUGCUCAUAGAAUAUAUUUUGUUUUCUUGUAAGCUUUAAUUUGGUUUAGGCAUAGUUUGUAUGUAUAUGUUAGCAUGUCUAAUCACAUCUAUAAAUUUAUUGUAAACAAAAUAAUGUGUUAUUUUAGGCCAAUCAUAUCAGCUUUUAAGUUGGUUAUAUGGCCCCUUGAGAAAUGUCCUGAAUCCAUCAUUUAACAUUCAAAGUUUCACCUUACAGUUUAGGUGGUUAGUUCAUUCUUCCUUUGGAUUGUAUUGAAAGUAAGAGCUUUCCUGAUUCUUAAGACUGUAACAUUUUCUUUUAGGGAAAGAGGCUUGACAGUGAGGUAGAAUAAUUGUAUUUCUCAAAUAAAGGCAGGUGGAGGAUUAGAUACAAAAUCAGUAAAAAAUACAUUUUUAUUGCUACUCCAAGGAAUAAGAAUUAGCAAGGAUUUCCUUUGUUUUGAAUUGGUUUUAAGUAUGGAGUAACUAUCUUUAAAAUUAUAAAAAGUAAUUAGCCGUGUUUAUAAAAUGUUAGCAAUCCCUAUUUCAGCAAAUAGGUAAGUUUACAAUCUUUCAGAGAGGCAUGGAACAGUGGGAACUAUUUGACAAAAUUAUUUUUCUCUAGAUUUAGUAUAGAAGUACGAGAACGUUUUAAAAAACAGUUGAAGAAUCAUGGUAAAGAAAUUUGGUGAUCAAAUACAUAUAUAUUCUGAUUUUAAUGUUAGUUGAGAGAAGGAAAAAAUCUCAAGUAGAAGCAUAGAAAGUGAUCAUUGGAAGGGACUUAGGAAAUUGCUGCUUCAUCCGUUUAGCACACUCAGGAGUAUAAUAUGUACCAGUACUAGGAUCUUGAGUGAGAUUGUAUAAGUUUAGCUUUGCCUAAUACAUUAUUAUCUGUAGGCUCUUGGGUAGACUGUAACUUUUCUGAGCCUGAGUUUCUUCUGUAUAAUAAGCAUAAUACUGCCUUAUUUAAAGCUUAUAGUGAAGAUAAAUAAUAAAGGGCUACAAAGGACUAAGCAAACAUGAAUUAUUUUUUGCCAUUGAGAAAUGUGCUUGGGGAGGAGAGCUGACCUCAGAUACAGUUUAUGAUGUAGCCAGGCCCAAAAUUUAGUUUUUCAGUGUCCUAGUGGUUGUUUUUGUUUUUGUUUUUUGUUAUGCCAAAAAGGAGCACAUCUCAAAAAGGCAGAAGGUACAAGUUGUAGGAAUAUUGGAGUUAUCAGUGUGCUUCUGAAGGAAAGUAAAGAUCGCUAUUUCCCAGAGAUUCCUCCCAGAAAUGAUAUAGCAGAUGCUGAAGAAGGAGGCAUUUAUAGUAAUGUUGAGAAGAGAAAAAUGGACUGAGAUGGGAAAUUUGUAAGCUUUUCAAAUGCAGUUUGAUUAUGUGAAUAAAUUAUACUUAGUUAA